AUGGUGCGUCAGCGGAAAAGCACAGGGCUCUCCAGUACCACAUUUCGCCCGACCAGCCCGAGGCCAUCGUCCCUUACUCUCAACAAUGUCAUACAACUACGUCCUCGUGACCCAGUAACAAUCGAAACAAGUGUUAUUGCUGUUCCGGGCUACGGCACCCCCUCGAUCAAGAAAUGGAAGGUCAACGACGAGCUUAGACGAGCGGCGACAGGAGUACCAUCAAUAUCAACACUGCACAUAUUCGUUCAUCACCCAUCGUAUGAUCUUGGUAGCGAUGAGUUCUCAUGGGAUCAGUUUCUGAAAACUGGCAAUGAUCUCGCCGAGGAUGUUGCAGCUCUCGCUGUGGAGCAUCCACAUAGGUCUAUUAUUUUCAUUGGUCACUGUCUUGGAGGAGUGCUACUGAAGCAGGCUCUGGCAUUAGUCAACCAAAACCUACAUGAUUUUCGCUUUAGGUCACUCCUCGAAUGCGUGUCUGGCAUUGUUUUCUUGGGAACACCGCAUUCUAGCGUCAACGAUAGGGAUACAUUGAUUCGCCAUAAUGAGAUUUUAUACAAUUGCGCUAAAAUUGCUCUACAUAGAGGCUCCGAGCGACUUCCACCCCACGACGUAACCCUUCUUUCUAAUCUGGCCCAGAAAUUUGAACAGCUCGCCAAUAUACCUGUCUUGUCAGUGUACGAGCAGAGUCAAAUGCGAUCACAAGUUCAGAAGAUCUUCGGAGGCAAAAAGAAAGUAGUCGAUGAACAAUUGGCAAGCAUACGUUCGCAGACAGAGCGACUUCUAGGCGUUGCUCUUCCUCACAACGAAUUGUGCCAGUUUUCACUGCUCAAGGACGAUCAGUACUCUGCAGAAGAUUUCCUACGAUCAAUAUUCAAGACUUUAGAUGAAAAUCUAAAGCUGUCCACCGGACAGAGUACUCCCACCUUGGAGCCUCUAAAUACCCACGAUCCGCUCAAUCCGCUCAAUUUAGGAUCCGUGGAUAUAGAACAAGAGAUUAAAGCUUCUCGUCUCGCCUCUGAGGAGGAGCGUAUUAUUCAAAAGGAGCUGUCACGUCGAGCAUCCAAACUGUCUCUGCAUUCUUCCCUCGUCUCAACUGCGGCUGAAAGGUUGCUGGAGACUCGAAAAGCACGCCUUCCAUGCUUUAGUCUUGCCCAAUAUCUUCCAAAUCCGAAUUUCAUCGGGCGUGAGAACAUUUUAAAAGCCAUCGACGAUGCCUUGUUACCGUCAGAAUCUUCCGGCUCACCCACGGGCUCCAACAUUCGAUAUUAUGCGUUGUGCGGAAUGGGAGGAAUAGGCAAGACAGAUGUUGCUGUUGAGUUUGCGUUCUCGCGAAGAAAAAGAUUCGGGGCGGUGUUCUGGCUAGAGGCCGGAGGUAUAUCCCAGAUUGCUGCAGAUUUUGGUCGAGUAGCGGAGCAGCUUGGCCUUACUACCUUCGAAGAAGGGAUAGACUUGGGUACAAGCAAAGAGCUUGUAUCUGCAUGGCUCGAGAAUCCCACGAGUGAAGUCAAUGCACCGGGAGAGGUCAAAAAUGAAUCCUGGCUUCUGAUAUUCGACAAUGCAGAUAACCUGGACGUCAUCGCAGACUACCUACCCCAUAGGGGCAAUGGCUCCAUUCUGAUCACAACGCGUGAUCCUGAAGGUAAGCACUACUACGAUACCGGUUCUGGAUUUGAUGUAGAGCCUCUAUCAUCGACUGAGGCCGCUAAUCUUCUCUGUAAGUUGACGAUCCGUGCGGAGACCGCAGAGACAGAAGACGAGCAGGAAGCUUCCGUAGAAGUUGCAAAAACAUUAGACGGUCUUCCUCUGGCAAUGACACAGAUGGCAGGCUUUAUCAGACGUCGACAUUUGUCCCUGAGAGAAUUUGUGGAUCUUUAUGCAAACGAUGCACGUUAUGCUGAAAUUCACGGCGUAAGCAACUCACUGCUGGACCAUCGAUACGGAUUCACCCUCGCCACUGCGUACAAUUUCCGAGAACUUGAAACGCCAACAAUGGACAUGCUCAAAGCCUUGGCGUUCUUGAAUCCAGACCGUAUUCGGGAGCAGAUAUUCCAGCACGCUUUCAAGGCAAAAGACGGCAAAAAGUACAGCUGGUCGAGUCCUCCAGCGUACGAGAAGGCUCGAUUUGAACUCAUUUCCUCGUCGAUCAUCAAGAGAAAUAUCAACAGAAAAGAGCUUUGGAUUCACCGCAUCAUUCAAGCCGAAGUUCGCGCUCGUAUGGACGAGAAUGAUCGAUACGAGACUUUCAAAGCUGUGAUGGCUCUUCUGGUUUCACUGUGGCCACCCGGAAACCUUAGUAGCCAAGCGAGUAGACGUUGGGAUCUUUGUGAAGAUCUACUGCCACAUUUAGAGCGCCUUUAUCAAAUAUACACGGAGAACGCAGAAGCAUGGUCUGGCUUCGACAUAGAUACCACUCUGCCUACACUCAUGAACGAGGCUGGAAUCUACUGCCACGAGAGAGGAUUCUCCCAUGAAGGCAAAGUUUAUAUGAAUUUGGCAUUUGAUCUAUGCAAGAGCGCCAAUAUUACACAGCAACCGUUGUUAGGUGACAUGCAUCUUACAAUGACAGCAUUGACCAACGAAACCAACGACGCUCAAGGCUGCCUUGAGCAUAAUAUACACUGUCUCGCAAUGCGUAAAGCUGAAGCAGAAAAAAAUGGUAAUCCAGAUCUGAGACUUGCAUUCGCCCAUAGCCAGAUGGGCAUUGCUUAUAUGAUGGUUAAGAAGCCAGCAAGAGCAAUAGAGUUCUUCAAGCAGUCAAUUGCACUCCUCGAAGCCCUGGAAGUAGAUCCUGACGAGUUUGGAUUCCCUGUGUGCAAUCUCGGCUGUGGCUACUGGGUACAGGGCCAACUUGAAGAAGCAGAUAAGACGUUGACGGAUCUAAUCAAACAAAGAGAAGAGCUAUGGGGGAAACUUGAUAGCGUGUCUUAUAAGACUGGACGGGCAUUACAGGCAUUGGGGAACGUCAAAGCAGACAAAGCACGUGCACAAGAAAGAAAUGGACUUACGCAAGAAGCGCAGUCACUUUGGCAAGAAUCUUUCGUAAUCCAUUCUGAUUGUCUCAAGCAAUACGAGUCCACAGUCGGCAAAUUCAACCAUCGCACUGCAGAUAUUUGCCAUAAGUUAGCAGAGCAUCAUAUAAGGUUGAAAGAGCACCAGAUUGCGCAGGAUUACCUAGACCGAGCUCUUAGCAUAUGGGGCAACCGUCCAUGGUUCAAGAACGAGUCGGCGCGAUCAUCUUUCUUACGAGGAACACAUUUGUUGUCACUCGGAGACCCUGGGAGUAUCAAGAAGGGCAAUCAUUGGUUGGCACGCGCAAAGGAGCUUCGACGUGAGAUACUUCCCAAUGAGAAACCACGCUCCCUUGCGAUUGAAGACUUCGAUGAGCUUGUUAUAUUUUGGUCAAUCUAG
Pseudovirgaria hyperparasitica is the source of this 3405-nucleotide messenger RNA. Its product is annotated as tetratricopeptide repeat domain-containing protein. Bases 1 to 3405 code for a protein of 1134 amino acids. Gene Ontology annotation, molecular function: ADP binding; protein binding. Lineage: Eukaryota; Fungi; Ascomycota; Dothideomycetes; Acrospermales; Acrospermaceae. The record is from RefSeq and is a predicted model, not a curated record. The transcript is spliced from 9 exons.